GUCAAGGCAAACAGCUGAUCGGAGGCCGGAGGCUGGCUGUUGGCAACUUGGCAGUGGCUGGGCACUGGGAAGUGGUUAGAAAGAGUAGGAAUUACUGAAAGAUAUCCAGUACGAAGUUACUAUUGUUAUGUUGUAUAAGAACAGCAUGCAAGGCGUGGAGCUGAGUGAUCAUAAUACUACUCGCUUGUUUCACUAAUAAUCGCCCGUAAUACAACAUGUUGAAAUUUUGCCACCUGACAAAGCAAGCAUUCACUAGAAGCUCCUGCAUUAUAAAAGACGGAGCGAGAACUUUAUCUGUGUUGCAAAAUAAAGUGCCAGUGUUCUGUUCAAAUUAUGGUUGUGUAGACCAUCAUGAAAAUCGCCCAGAUGUUGAGCCUCAACCGUCCAGGUUUAAGGGGCAGGUGGGCCGCAGGUUACUCACAGGUUUUCCCCCAGGUGAAGCAAGAAGACCUUACACUGACAUCCAUACAAAUGGGGAUAAAGGACAAAUUGACAGAGCAAGUUAUCAGCACACAUCUGUAGAUGAAAAUACGGAAUUCUUCCACUUCUAUCCCACAUGUCUGGCGGAAACAAUAGCCAGUGUGUCCUCCAGCUUUACAGUGGUACCAGACAUGGUAACUGAAGCAGAGGAAGCAAUGCUCAUGAAGGAAGUGGAGCCUCACCUCAAGAGGCUGAAGUAUGAAUUUGAUCACUGGGAUGAUGCCAUUCAUGGAUUUCGUGAGGUAGAAAGGUCAAGGUGGAGCCAACAGAUCUCUUGCAUUUUGGAUAGAAUAUGUAAAACUGCUUUUCCUGACACCUGUCAACAGCUUCCUCAAACACAUGUGCUUGACCUGGCCAAGUCUGGAGUCAUCAAGCCACACGUAGACAGCGUGAGGUUUUGUGGCAACACCAUCUCUGGUUUAUGUUUAUUGAGUGAUGCUGUGAUGAGGCUCAGGCAUGUGAAGUUAGAGGAUCAAGUAGUAGAUGUGCUGGUAAAAAGAAGAUCUCUCUAUAUAAUGAGGGAUGAGUCACGCUACAACUUCACUCAUGAAAUUUUGGGUGAAGAAGAGUCCUUCUUUCGUGGUGAGGCAGUAGAGAGAGGAAGAAGAGUGUCUGUGAUAAGCCGUAACCAGCCUACAGAAGAGUCACCUGUUGAUAGUGCCACCCAAUCAUAGUGAGGUGAAUAUGAAAUGACAGGCAAUACCAAUAACACUGUGACCCCAGCAUGGAGGGCUACGACAACCCUGCGUGUCAUCUGUGAUGUUUCCACGGUGACUGGAAUGACCAUGACAUGAAGAUAACCAUGGCAGUGUAUAGCCUGUGGGAUGUUUAAAGAUUGGAGAUAUGAAACAAUGCUGAGUGGUUUGAACCUUACAAAAAAGCCACAGCCAGGCAUGUCAACUGUCCCACAACACUAGCAAAAUUGCCAUUGGCCCUCACUGAAGAAAAAUGGGAACAACAGAUGGUGAUCACUGUGUGCUACAUCACAUUAACUAGAUUGGUGCUUUAGCUAAGGUAGAAUUUCAUAUUUCAACUAAAAUUGAACUCCACUGUAUACUGAAGUGUUUGGUUACAAUUGUAAUGGUGGAAAUAAUUAAAAUGUGGUAAGGAG
This is a messenger RNA of Portunus trituberculatus (swimming crab), 1591 nucleotides long. Its product is annotated as alpha-ketoglutarate-dependent dioxygenase alkB homolog 7, mitochondrial-like. The coding region runs from base 216 to 1154 and encodes 312 amino acids. The transcript is spliced from 6 exons. The record is from RefSeq and is a predicted model, not a curated record. Gene Ontology annotation, biological process: DNA damage response; fatty acid metabolic process. Gene Ontology annotation, cellular component: mitochondrial matrix. NCBI's taxonomy places the organism in Eukaryota, Metazoa, Arthropoda, Malacostraca, Decapoda, Portunidae.